Malaclemys terrapin pileata is the source of this 1394-nucleotide messenger RNA. It is a transcript of the gene AS3MT, whose product is annotated as arsenite methyltransferase. Bases 1 to 1173 code for a protein of 390 amino acids. Gene Ontology annotation, cellular component: cytosol. Gene Ontology annotation, biological process: arsonoacetate metabolic process; toxin metabolic process. Lineage: Eukaryota; Metazoa; Chordata; Testudines; Emydidae. Gene Ontology annotation, molecular function: arsenite methyltransferase activity. The record is from RefSeq and is a predicted model, not a curated record. The transcript has 11 exons.
AUGGCACGUGGCAGCUUUGGCACGGUGCUCACGGAGCCGGACAGCGCGGGGCUGGUGGCUGCUCCAUCUGGAGAGCAGAUUUACAGAGAGGUGCAGGAUUAUUAUGGUAAAGAGUUGCAGAAAUCAGAGGAUCUGCAAACCAAUGCCUGUGUCACCUUGGCCAGGCCUUUGCCCACGUUCAUAAAGGAAGCUCUGAAGUGUGUCCACGAUGAUGUUGUGUCAAGGUACUAUGGCUGCGGUCUGGUGAUCCCAGAGUGCCUGGAGACCUGUUGGAUAUUGGAUCUGGGGAGUGGGAGUGGCAGGGAUUGCUAUAUGCUGAGUAAACUAGUUGGGGAGAAAGGGCAUGUCACUGGAAUAGACAUGACCGACGCCCAGGUAGAAGUGGCAAAGAAGCACAUUGACUAUCACAUGAAGAAAUUUGGCUACCAGGUGCCUAACGUGGACUUCAUCCAUGGCUACAUGGAAAAGCUGGGAGAUGCUGGCCUUAAAGACGAGAGUUAUGAUAUAGUUAUCUCAAACUGCGUGAUUAACCUCUCGCCUGAUAAGAGAGCAGUCCUGCAGGAGACCUAUCGAGUGCUAAAGGCUGGCGGAGAGAUGUAUUUCAGCGAUGUCUAUGCCAGCUGUGACCUGCCUGAGGACAUCAGGAAACACAGGGUCCUCUGGGGCGAGUGCCUGGGAGGAGCCCUGUGGUGGAAGGACCUCUACAGAAUUGCUGAGGAAGUUGGAUUCUGCCCACCGCGCUUGGUGACUGCCAGCCGAAUAACCAUCAAUAACAAGGAACUGGAGAGCGUUGUCGGUGACUGUCAGUUUGUCUCUGCGACUUUCCGUCUCUUCAAAGUACCCAAGAAAGGCCCAGCCGAGCGGUGCCAGGUCAUUUACAACGGCGGGAUCACUGGGCAUGAGAAAGAGCUGGAGUUUGAUGCCAAUUUCACAUUCAAGGAAGGGGACGUUGUGGAAGUGGAUGCAGAAACUGCAGCCAUUUUACGGAGCUCCAGGUUUGCCGAGGAGUUCCUGAUCCGACUGGCUGCAGGGAGGGCGCCGGCACCUGGGGGCUGUUGUCCUGCAAAAGCAAAGGAAAAGAUCGUUGAUCCAUUCCAAUUAGUGGAGCGGCUGGAAGCAAAGGGCCUUGCUCCCAAGCCAGCCGGCUGCUGUGGCCCCAAAGGGUGCUGCUGAAAAGCUGAGCGUCUAGCAGCAGGAACCAGCAGAACAGAGGCUGAAGAAUCAGAGCUGUUUUUGUUACUCAUCGCUGAACAGCAAUUAAAAAUUAAUAACGUCGGUAACGCAGCUGAGCCCUUCACGGCUUCGCAGCGCUGCGCAGGUACUGCGGAAUGAGAUGAAAUAAACCCCAGCUGUCCCCCAGGCUCCAGUCCUGGUGCAUGGCUGCAAUCAGAAGA